AUGACCAAGGAGAGACGGACUUCAUCGCCUGUUGACCAGGGCUCGCAUUUACACAUGGCUAUCAAGCUGCUGAAAGCGGAAAACGCUAACCUCGAAAAGAUAAUAAUUUUGCUCAGGACCGAGAAUCAAAACAUGCAGCGGAAGAUGAAGGAGAUGGAAUACCAGAACGACCGCUUUAAAAUCACGCAAAAUCAGCUUAAAGAAGAGUUGAAGAGAGAAAAGGAGCUGGUCCGUUAUCUACACAAUGUGAACAAGAAAUACGAGAGAACGCUGCAGAAAAAGGAAGCAGAAAGUAGGCAAUUGCGAAAGGAGGCCAAAGAAGCGGAAUUGAGGAGUCUAAAACGGGAAAGCAAAGAUAUAAACAACAAUGCCAAGGACGAAGAGGUCCGGAGACCACAACCUCCUAAAAGAUCUGACUCUUUCAAACGAAACAAGGACCUUGCGGCUAUCAAAGACCAGGGAGCAGCGCUCGCUAGCAGUAGUAGUAGUACUAGCAGUAACGGUAGCGUUAGCAGUAGUGGUAGCCAAAACGCUAAUUUAAAAACGAAACAACCACCGCAAGCAACACCAGCUUUGAAACAGACGAACUCGAGUGAUGACUUAGCUUGCGAAUGGGAAGACGUAACGGACGUGUUGGGGUUUCUCAACGAGAAAGUGAAUCAGUUUGAGCGGUUACUUUUGGAGACUGGAGGUUCGAGUAAAUCUGGCUCUGGGUCAGGGUAUUCUUCAUCGGACUCACUGACUUCUACAAAGUAA
This is a messenger RNA of Porites evermanni, 756 nucleotides long. The record is from the annotation of a GenBank genome assembly. NCBI's taxonomy places the organism in Eukaryota, Metazoa, Cnidaria, Anthozoa, Scleractinia, Poritidae.